Messenger RNA from Boleophthalmus pectinirostris (great blue-spotted mudskipper), 1059 nucleotides. Its product is annotated as prolactin-releasing peptide receptor-like. The record is from RefSeq and is a predicted model, not a curated record. Gene Ontology annotation, cellular component: neuron projection; plasma membrane. Gene Ontology annotation, molecular function: neuropeptide binding; neuropeptide Y receptor activity. The transcript has 2 exons. The coding region runs from base 1 to 1059 and encodes 352 amino acids. Lineage: Eukaryota; Metazoa; Chordata; Actinopteri; Gobiiformes; Gobiidae. Gene Ontology annotation, biological process: G protein-coupled receptor signaling pathway.
AUGGAGGCUAAUCACAGUGAUUUGGAUGGCGCGUGUGCGAAUGGACUUAUGUAUGAGGUCGCAGUGCAGAACUCCUCCGCGAACCACAGCUCUCAGUUCGCCGACGUGGCCCUGCUGCAGACUUUCAAACCUCUGAUCAUCCCUUGUUACGCGCUGGUGGUCGUGGUGGGGGUCUUCGGAAACUAUUUGUUGAUUUACGUCAUAUGCCGCACGCGUAAAAUGCACAACGUCACCAACUUUUUCAUCGGAAACCUGGCCUUCUCCGAUAUGUUGAUGUGCGUGACCUGCGUGCCCUUUACGCUCGCGUACGCCUUCAAUCCCCACGGAUGGGUGUUUGGGCGCUCCAUGUGCUACCUGGUGUUCCUGAUACAGCCUGUCACCGUCUACGUCUCCGUCUUCACACUGACGGCCAUAGCUGUUGACAGGUACUCGGCCACAGUGCACCCUCUGAAGAAGCGCACCUCUGUGUCCACCUGUGCUGCUGUGCUCACAGGGAUAUGGCUCCUGUCCUGUGCUCUGGUGGCUCCGGCUAUUAUGCACACAUAUCAUGUGGAGUUCAAAGAGGAGGGCUUCACUAUCUGCGAGGAGUUCUGGAUAGGUCAAGAGAAAGAAAGGCGAGCUUAUGCAUACAGCACACUUCUGGUGACCUAUGUUCUGCCCUUGUCAGCUGUCUUUGUGUCCUAUCUGUGCAUCACUGUCAAAUUAAAGAAGUGCGUGGCUCCAGGGAAUAGGACCAAGACCCAGAAUGCACCUCAGCAGGCCCGCAAGAGGAAGAUCUUCAGGCUGGUGGCUCUUCUGGUGUCCGCCUUUGCUGUAUGCUGGCUGCCCAUCCACGUGUUCAAUGUGCUGAGAGACAUAGACAUUCACCUCAUCAACAAGCGCUACUUUUUACUGAUCCAGCUUCUGUGUCACCUCUGUGCCAUGAGCUCUUCCUGUUGUAACCCAUUCCUCUAUGCCUGGCUCCAUGACCGCUUCCGAACCGAGCUCAGGAAGAUGUUUAAGUGCAACCGCCGCAUCAGAGCGCCCACCAAUCACUGUGCACCCACUAUUGUCCUGUAA